Antechinus flavipes (yellow-footed antechinus) is the source of this 2248-nucleotide messenger RNA. It is a transcript of the gene ZNF446, whose product is annotated as zinc finger protein 446. Bases 173 to 2023 code for a protein of 616 amino acids. The record is from RefSeq and is a predicted model, not a curated record. Gene Ontology annotation, biological process: regulation of DNA-templated transcription. Lineage: Eukaryota; Metazoa; Chordata; Mammalia; Dasyuromorphia; Dasyuridae. The transcript is spliced from 8 exons.
UUGUAAACCGCCGAGGGAAAAAAAUCACAACCGACGGUCUCUCAGUCUGCGCAGGCGCGGAAGGGGGUGGGUGCGCGCGCAGCUUCUUUCGCCUUUCGGGAAGUGUAGGCUGGACCCUGGCGCGGAGGGAGGAGGAAACUGAGGCCACGGAGCGCGGCUUCCGGCAGCUUCCAUGUCUCUGGGAGUCCCCCCCAAAGGGCUCCUGCGGGCUCCUGCCCCCCGGGAUCCGGGCGAGAACGUGUACGCCCAUAAAAACCUGCAUCCUUGGGAGGAACUGCCCCAGACCCCACGGGAGAGAGAGGCCGGGGCCCUGAAGUUCAGAGGUCUUUGCAGAGCAGGGUCCCGUGAGAGGCUGAAGAUGCCGGCCACAGUGGGCUCCUUGGGUCUGCAGCAGGAUGAGGAGGCGGCCUGGGGCCCGGACUCCACCUCGCAGAGUGACCACAGUAGCCCCGAGUCCUCUCGCCAGCGUUUCCGGAGAUUUCGCUAUCAGGAGGCGGCCGGGCCUCGGGAGGCCCUGAGCCGGCUCCGGGAGCUCUGUGUCCUCUGGCUGCGGCCAGAGGUCAGCCCCAAAGAGCGGAUCCUGGAACUGCUGGUGCUGGAGCAAUUCCUGAACAUCCUUCCCGCGGAAAUCCAAGCCUGGGUGCGGAUGCAGGGGCCACAGAGCACUGAAGAAGUGGUGGGGCUGCUAGAAGGCCUGCAAAAGAGCCCCGCGAAGCUGAUGCAGUGGAUCAUGGGGCGCAUUCUGAGACAGGAAGAACUUGCUGCAAAGAUCGAACUUCCCGGCAUCCAACUGGGAGCCAAGGGCCUUCAGAGCAAAAGCCAGAAGGAGAAGGAACCACCGCUGAGGUCUCGGCCAGACACCCAAGAGGAGGCCAGCCAAGAUGUCAAGGAGGAGCCCGGCACGCCCAGUGAAACGACUUCACCCACUCCCCAGAUCCCUGCCCACCCUCAGGAAGGGAAUGGCCACCACCCAGAGACGACAGCCUCCUUCCUGCCUUCAGGAUGCCAGGAGGAGUGGGGCCUGCUGGACCCCUCCCAGAAGGAGCUGUACUGGGACGUCAUGCUGGAGAAGUACGGCAGCGUGGUCUCCCUGGCAGAUGGCGCUGUCCCCCGGCAGACCUCGCUGUCCCCCAGCAGACCCCGCUGCCCGCUGGCACACCACGCUGACCGUCCGCAGCAGGCUUCGGGCUUCUCCUCCCUCGGGCGAGGGCCUCUUCCCAUGCCAGGCUCUCCCUUGAGGAGCACCUGCAGGACCGAGCGCCAGCCAGAAGGACCAGCUGGCAGGAUCCAGAACCACAAGGAGUGCUCUUCCCGGGAUGGCGCCAGGCCCCUGGCGGCUCAGCACCCGGCUCCCCGUCUGACGCAGGGAGACGGACCGGCUUCGGGCAGAGGCCUCUGGACCGCUUCGGAGCCGGGAAGUCCCGGAAGAAAAAGAAAGGCCCCUUCGCCAGGCUGGGAGAGCCCCCCGGGCAGGGCGGCCCGCGUCGGCCUCCUCCCCGGGGGAGUGGCUGAGCAGGCCCCGCCCUGGACGGAGAGGGACAAGAGCUAUUUUGCGCCAGGCCCGCGCCUGCUGGACGCGCUCCCGGCCGCCAGAGAGAAGCCCUACGUCUGCGACGAGUGUGGGAAAGGCUUUGACUGGAAGUCCGUGUUCGUCAUUCACCAGAGGUCCCACGCGGGCCCAGCCUCGGGGCAGCUGGAGGACAGCAGGGAGCCCCGAGACCCCCGCGAUCCCAGGGCCCGGCCGCGGCCGGCCGCCGGGGAGAAGCCGUACCGCUGCAGCGAGUGCGGGAAGGGCUUCCGCGAGCUGGCCACCCUGCGCAACCACCGGCGCAGCCACACGGGCGACAAGAGCUACCAGUGCCAGGACUGCGGCAAGGCCUUCAACUGGAAGUCGCAGCUGGUGAUCCACAAGAAGGCGCACCUGGGCGAGCGCCAGCACACCUGCGCCGAGUGCGGGGAGACCUUCGACUGGAAGUCGCAGCUGGUCAUCCACAAGAAGGCCCACCGAAGGGACGCUCCGUAGGCCGAGCGUCCCGGGGCGCCCCCCAGGACCCCCAUGCCAUCGCGCCCCCGGCCGGGCCGCUCAACUGCCGGCAGCUGGGCCUGGCCUGGUCUCCUGUGUCGGGACUCUUUAGCCAUAGUGCCGGAGGGAAGGAGGGAGCCCUAGCGGCCCUUCUCAGACCUCGUGAAUCUAGCCCUGCCCCUCCCCCAGAAACACUAAUCUAGGCAAUAAACAAUAUCUUCCGAA